AUGCCUCCAACAGACAGAGCGGGUGGAAGCACAAAACUCUCAGUCUUUGUACGUGUUCGACCUCUCGAUUUGAAUAAUCGAAACAAGGGAGAAUUUGAAUGUAUUAGUGUUGUUGAUGAUAAGAGACUUCUCCUCGUCGACCCCGACAAAUUUUCUGCAGACCCUUUAAGGCAAAAUAGGGCCCAGGAAAGAUCAUUUAAUUUUGACAGAGUUUUUGGCCCUACUUCUUCUGAAAUUGAUGUCCAAGAGGAAAUGAGGAGCAGUCAAGGAUUAAUUGACAAUCUUGUUCAGUUUGGGAGGAAUGGGACUGUGCUAGCUUAUGGACCUACAGGAACAGGCAAAACCCACACAAUGGUUGGAACAAGAGAAAGGCCUGGUUUAAUGACGCAAAUGACUCGGGCGCUAUAUUCACGGCUGGGAGAGAUGGGUGAUCGUGAAACGAGAGUUUUUAUUUCUUUCAUGGAAUUAUAUAAUGAAAAUAUUCGUGAUUUGCUAACACCUAAAGGAGGACCUCACUUGGACCUAUUAGAAGUAACUAAAAAAAUUUUUUUUAAUUCGAAAACUUAAAAGGACAAUCACGGAAACGUUCAAGUUCCAAGUUUGAGUAGAGUUCGCGCACCUAAUAGCAACAGAAUAUUGCAACUUUUACAGGAAGGAAAUAGUAGGAGAACACAAGAGGCGACAGGGGCA
Molecule: messenger RNA, 690 nt
Organism: Meloidogyne enterolobii
Lineage: Eukaryota; Metazoa; Nematoda; Chromadorea; Rhabditida; Meloidogynidae
Source: the annotation of a GenBank genome assembly